AUGCCUAACGGACCGUGGAAGAAACUAGCGGUGGAUUUCAUGGAAAUUCCUGGCGGUUACCAUUUGCUUGUAGCAACAGACUACUACUCCCGUCAAAACAUUAUAAAAAAUACUUCCAAGCUGAAUGCUGUGCGUUUUUAUGCCGAGAACAUGUUGAGCUUUUGGAGAAUGUAUGAUGCUGAUUUGGUUGGAAGUUCGUUAGAGGAAAUCAUUGAACAUGGAAAAGAAAUUGGUUGGACUUUUACAAAUGAAGACUGUAUGCUGGCGGAAGAGGUAACCAGGGAUCAAUCAUCGGAUCCAUUGUGGUAUAAGUUAAGGUUUGGACGUAUAACAGCUUCGUGCUUUGGAAGGUCUGUAAAAACUAGAAUUAACUCUCCAUCAAUGACAUUGAUUAAAUACAUUUGUGAAGGUAAUACUAGUCAAGAGUUUCCUGCCACAUUGUAUGGAAAACGUAAUGAGCAUAAAGUUAUUGCAGCUGCAGUAGAGCUUUUCAAAUUUCAACAACACCAAGAUUUUUGUAGUAGGAAAAGUGGACUGAUAGUUAAUCCAAUUUAUCCAUAUUUUGCCGCCUUCCCAGACCAUAUCUUCCAAUGCAGUUGUUGUGGGACAGUAGUAGUUGAAGCAAAAUGUCCAUUCAAAUUCGAAAAUUUUAAUAGAGAGGAUGGAAUUAGGUCGUUGAUUACCAGACAAAAGCCAUAUAUAAUUCGUGACAUGGAUAGAAGUAUUAAAAUGAAUCACAAACACGAAUAUUAUUUUCAAGUUCAGAUGAAAAUUCAUCUGUCUAAAGCUUCAUAUGCCUUUUUUGUUAUUUGGGCUCCUAAAUUUACUCUAUUCAUUAAAGUAAGGAAACAUGAAAUUUUCUGGAAAAUCAAUUCAGAAAAAGCAUCUAAGUUUUUUUAA
Ochlerotatus camptorhynchus is the source of this 900-nucleotide messenger RNA. RefSeq lists its product as uncharacterized. The coding region runs from base 1 to 900 and encodes 299 amino acids. NCBI's taxonomy places the organism in Eukaryota, Metazoa, Arthropoda, Insecta, Diptera, Culicidae. The record is from RefSeq and is a predicted model, not a curated record. The transcript has 2 exons.